GAUGUAAUGAUAGACGAGAACUGAAGUCUAUAGAUUUGCAAUUUCAAUUAAUUUCUAUUAAAUAAACAAAUAAGAAUGUUAACCGUUCGAUUGGGUGAACAAAGUGUACCUAUACUUCCGACUUCUUGUUUGUUAGUUUCCACCAAACAUCCAAAACAGCCGGUUUAUUAACGUAACACAAAUUUGACAACUUGUGGCGAAAAAUUCAAUCACGACCAUAUUCCUGCCAACAGAAUUUAGCUUCUUUGUGAAAUCGUCACGGCGUGAAAAUUUCGCUACGUGUAGAAACGCUAUCAAACAUUCGAUAAACUAAUUUGAACACUCAUACACACGUCAGUCUGACAAUGACGACACGGAAGAAGAAACGGCAGCAAGAUGGUGCAGACACAAUUGGUGUAGGAGGAGGAAAAGGAUUCCUCAAGAAAGUGUCGUCCUUAUUCAACCUGGAAACGACCGCUGUGUCUAGCUCGGAUGAUACGAAGCAUCUGAACGGAAAUUCUCCGUGGGAAUACGAUGAAAUAUCCCUAGUUCGUGGUACGACUGGACUCGGCUUCUCGAUCGCUGGAGGCACGGAUAACCCGCAUAUAAAUCUCGAUGCGUCGAUUUACAUAACUAAGGUUAUUCCUGGCGGAGCCGCACACGCCGACGGCAGAUUGCAGGUGAAUGAUUGUAUCGUGGCGGUAAAUGAGGUACGGGUGGUCAAUGUAACUCACGGCCAAGCGGUAGAUGCUCUCAAGAAGGCAGGCGAUCAAGUUACACUGCACAUCCGGCGCAAAAAACCGCCUGUCCAAGCGCCAAAGCUGGAAGAGAUUGAACUCUUGAAAGGCAACAAAGGGCUUGGAUUCUCGAUUGCUGGAGGAAUUGGUAACCAGCACAUUCCCGGCGAUAAUGGCAUCUACGUCACCAAGAUCAUGGAGGGUGGUGCGGCCCACAUAGACGGACGGUUGGCUGUCGGCGACAAGCUCAUCGCGGUGCUGACGCCAACAGCCGGAGAGCGUAAUCUGGAGAACGUCGUGCAUGAGGAAGCUGUAGCCACGCUCAAAGCUAUAACGAACCGUGCCACGCUGGUGGUGCAGAAAACAAACAUCCUGCAGGCGUUGGCAAACUCUAUCAGCAACUUGAACUCGCUGUCCACGAACGCCAUGAACAAGGUUGGUGUCAGCAUGGUCGACCACGGUUUGGCAGGUGACGUAGGAAACGGUACAGGCGAGAGUCGCGCUGAAGGUGAUGCCGAGUUCUCUACCACACGGUCCCAUUCACCGGUAUUUGUGCUGGAAAAUACCUCAUCUCGCUACGCAUCUUCUAACGUGCUGGAGACGGGUAUGCCAAUAGGAACACCAAAAGCCGUGAGCAGCGAAGAUAUAACUCGCUUGCCACGCACUAUUGUUAUUCGUAAAGGAGCCAGCGGCCUUGGCUUUAAUAUUGUUGGAGGUGAAGACGGUCAGGGAAUUUACGUAUCGUACGUAUUGGCUGGAGGUGCGGCUGAUUUGGGCGGCGAGCUCAAACGAGGCGAUCAGCUGCUGAGCGUUAAUGGCACCAGCUUGACCGAUGCAUCGCAUGAAGAUGCAGCUCAGGCACUUAAGAAUGCAGGAGGUACGGUCACACUGGAGGUGCAAUACCGACCGGAAGAUUAUAAUCGUUUCGAGCAGCGUAUUCAAGAACUGAAACAAGCUGUCGCUACAGGAACUGGGACACUUUUGAGAACUUCUCAAAAGCGCACACUUUACGUCAGAGCGCUUUUCGAUUACGAUCCUAAUAAGGAUGACGGUCUCCCAACGCGAGGCCUUCAGUUUCGGCAUGGUGACAUCCUGCACGUAACGAAUGCCUCGGAUGAUGAAUGGUGGCAGGCCCGGCGCGUUAUCGGCGAUGACGAGGAGGAGAGCAUCGGCAUCGUACCGUCGAAACGACGAUGGGAGCGAAAACAGCGUGCGCGCGAUCGCAGCGUUAAGUUCCAAGGCCACGCAUGCCCGAAUAAUAACAACCUGGAAAAGGUACCAUCAGACGAGGAGGUUGCCACACUUGAUCGCAAGAAGAAAAACUUUUCCUUUUCUAGAAGGUUUCCUUUCAUGAAAAGUAAAGAUGAGAAAAAUGAGGAUGGUUCUGAUCAGGAGCCAUUCAUGCUUUGCUAUACACAAGAGGACGCCAAUGCAGAAGCGGAGGAAAGUAUUCUUUCGUAUGAGUCGGUGCAUCGGCUGCAGAUAAGUUAUACACGACCAGUCAUCAUUCUGGGACCACUGAAGGAUCGUAUAAACGAUGAUCUGAUCUCGGAGUACCCGAACAAGUUUGGUUCAUGUGUUCCACAUACUACAAGACCCAAGCGCGAUUACGAAGUAGACGGUCGUGACUAUCAUUUUAUAGCAUCACGAGAGCAGAUGGAGCGGGACAUUCAGAACCAUCUUUUCAUCGAGGCAGGACAAUACAAUGACAACUUGUACGGCACCUCGGUGGCAUCAGUGCGUGAGGUUGCUGAGAAGGGCAAACACUGCAUACUGGACGUGUCCGGUAACGCGAUCAAACGGCUUCAGGUGGCACAACUCUAUCCGAUUUCCAUUUUCAUCAAGCCAAUGUCGAUUGAGUCCAUCAUGGAAAUGAACAGGCGCAUGACUGAGGAACAGGCGAAAAAGACCUAUGAACGAACAUUGAAAAUGGAACAUGAGUUUGGUGAAUAUUUCACCGCAAUCGUACAAGGUGAAACAACCGAAGAGAUCUAUGGCAAGGUUAAAAACGUCAUCUGGUCUCAGGGUGGGCCGACAAUCUGGGUACCAACGAAGGAAUCUCUAUGACCACAGGAAAACCUAACUUGGACGAUACCACUUAACAUGCGCGCCCGAUCUGUUUCCCGCUCUUGUUACCAUUGAUGGCGGUGGAAGAAUGAAUGCAGCUACAUUAAAAAACAAAAAAACAAUUUAGUGCCCUCGGAGAAAGUUGAAAGAAGAACAGGCAGAUGCAAAUGCAAAACAAAAUUAUAAAACAGCGAUGACAAAUAGUAAAAUUGUUAGCGCAAGUGUUAAUCAUUGAGAAAUAUCAAUGCGCGUAUUCAAUUGAUAUAUAAUAUGAAUGAAUGUAUUGAAACAGAUUGUCGGCAACAUUUCUAAGCAAAGUUCUAUGGAUUCAAAACAAUCGUCAAACAAAAUUGUGCAUUCUACAAAAAAGGGUUGAAUAGCUCCUGCAUGCCGAUUAGUUUCUCCUCAGCCCUUCUGUUUUGCCUUUAAACGAUUUAAUUGAACAGACAGGCAUUGUUAGCAAAAUUAUUCAAAUCAUUGCAGUAUAUGCAUGCAAGGUAAUUAGAGAAAGAGAACGAUAGAAAAUAACUUUUUAUUUUAAUUUAAUAUGAAUGUUCUAUAAUUAUUGUUUUUAUGACAUGAUCUAGGAGUGAUACUUAUCAUACCUAAUCGAGUCUUUCUGGUAGUUUGCUUUUACGCCCACAAAAAAAAAAACGCAAAGAAAAUCGAAUAUUAUAUAAUUAAAACGACACCAAGCAGAGAAUCGUUACAUC
This is a messenger RNA of Anopheles coustani, 3496 nucleotides long. RefSeq names its product disks large 1 tumor suppressor protein (gene dlg1). The coding region runs from base 345 to 2783 and encodes 812 amino acids. Gene Ontology annotation, molecular function: kinase binding. Lineage: Eukaryota; Metazoa; Arthropoda; Insecta; Diptera; Culicidae. The transcript has 15 exons. Gene Ontology annotation, cellular component: neuron projection; postsynaptic density membrane; neuromuscular junction. The record is from RefSeq and is a predicted model, not a curated record. Gene Ontology annotation, biological process: chemical synaptic transmission.